UUCAUGAUCGCACCAGUUUCUUGUUCAUUUAAUAAUGAAGAUUCUCCUAGCGCAUAAGAUUUGUGUUUAGUAACCAUUCAACUUCAUGAAUCAAGUCGCAAAUCUGACAACACAAGUAAUACAAUGCUAUAACUUUUUUCAGAAUCUUGAUUUAAUAUUCCAAUAUUCAUAGCCCAUAAUGAAAGAAACAACAAAUACGUCAAUUUUUAUCAUAGUUACUCUCUAUUAGACUAUGGAGUUAUCUUCAAAGUUUACCAUUACUAACAUACACAUUAGUGCGUCUCUAAAACAAUAAAACACCAAAGAUGGUUUCAUUUAAAAUUGCAUCAAGUUAAACCCUAAUUUUUGCGUCAAGUGCAGUUACACUGGUAGCAAGUUAAUGUCAAUGGUUCUAUUUAUCUGCAUAAUUGACUGUAAAUUCAUGUUUUCACGUCAAAAGUUGAUAGGAUGGCACUUGAUUCACAAUUUGAUUUUAUACAAUUGUAUUGGAUUUGCCAUCAAACUAAUUUUUCUGAUUUACUUUUCUCUAACCAGAAACCAGAAAAUUGCAUUUGGAAGGCAAUGUACGAUUUCUUUCGAUUUUCAAGUCAAAGUCGAUUUGAAACUUAUUUCUUAUUAAAAAUGGCUGACGAAUAUGAACGAUAUUUUUUCGAGCUAUCGAACAGACCUCUUGCAAGUAAAGUUUUUUCCCUUAUUCCUUGUUUUAUCUGUUAGACACUCUUCUUCCAAUUUUCAAAGACAAUUAAGAUUUUAUUCAAGAUAUAACAAUUGUAAUAUGCAGAGUCAAAACAGUAAACAAUGCAAACAAAGCCUUUCACGUCACUAAUCAUGAAAUAAACCACCUCGGAACAUAAUCAACUCUCUAAAGGUGACUUUAAUAAAAAAGAUGAACAUAAAAGCUCGAAUUAACACAACAUUGCUCUCAUAUGUUUUAAUUGUACCAAAAUGUUGACUUGAUUCAGUUGUGACUCUUUAACUAACAAUUUAAAUCACUUUGUUUAAAUUCGUUACUGUUUUCCAUAAUAAUUGUUAAUCCUUUUACUGGUUCUUUUUGUUUUACUCUGUACUGAUGAACAACAUGGCAAGUAAACCAGAUCUCGAGAUGAAAACCAACUCGGUAUUGCCAACAAUCAUGGAAUCCAAAGCUAACGAUAAUUUCCCGAAACCUUGCAUUCCGACUAGGUUUUACAUUGCCUUUAUGACUGCAUUAACAGCAUUUGUUAUGUUUGCGGUUCGUAAUUGUUUGAGUGUUGCGAUAGUUUCAAUGACUGAAGAUAAAUCCAAUUUGAACAAAUCAACUUCAUAUUUAGUGGUUGACAGCAACAAUUCAAUUACAAUCAAACCAGUGCAUGAAAAGUUUGCUUGGACCGCAAGUCAAGAAGGUGUUAUUCUUGGUUCCUAUUUCUAUGGAUAUGCUGCAUUUCAAAUAAUCACUGGAGUUAUAUCAGAUAAAUUCAAUGUUGUCUAUUUGUGUAUCAUCUGUAACAUUAUCUCAGCCAUAUUAUCGGCCUUAACCCCAAUCGCUGCUCAUGCUGGUGUUGCCUGCAUAUCGAUUGUCCGAAUACUCUUAGGUAUAAGCCAAGCUCCUACCAUUUCUUUGUUAUUGGUUUUGGCAAGUAAAUGGUUUCCACCUGAUGAAGUAGUCUUGCCGAUAAGUUUGCUCAAUUUUGGUGCUAACAUAGGCACUGCUGCUGUUAUGCCAUACACUGCUUGGCUUUGCAAUCAAGAUUUAUUGGGAGGAUGGCCUCUCGUCUUUUACUCAUUGGGUGCCAUUAACUUAAUCAUUCCAUUUUUGUGGCUUACAACGAUCACUGUAACGCCAAAUAAUCAUCCAUUCAUAUCUAAAUACGAGAUUGAUUACAUCAAUAAAGCCAAUUCAAAUGUUGGAAAUGUCAAGAUGUCAGUACCUUGGUUAUCUAUAUUCAGCUCAGUUCCAAUUUGGUCAAUUAUUACUGCCAAAGGAUGCUUAUCUAUGGGUGUCAUGAUUUUCAACACCAAAAUUCCCGCUUAUCUCGAAUCUGAACUUGGCAUGGACCUGACUAGUAAUGGUUCUUUCAAUUCGCUGCUAUACAUUGCUAUUGCGAUCUCAAAUUUAUCGGCUGCCCCCAUGUUUAAAUUUUUGAUCAACAAAGGUUACGUUUCUCGAACAUUGGGCAGGAAACUCGCCGAAUCCAUAACUUUAUUCUUACCUGCAAUUGCUCUCGUGACAAUACCAUUCAUCAAAGAGAAUACAACUCUGAUUCUGUGUUUGUUAGUUAUUUCAUUAUUCUUCAUGGGAUUUCAAGCAGCAGGCGACUGGCCAAUUGUAUCUGAAGUGGCACCUGAUCUAGCUGGAAGUGUUUUCGGUAUUACUAAUACAACUGCUGCUGCUGGGGGUUUCAUAUCACCUCUGAUAAUUGGUGAAUUACUUGAUAGUGGGUUAGACCACAGUGAAGCCUGGAGAUAUGUAUUUUUUAUUGGUGCUGGUGUCAUGACUUUCGGUGGUUUAAUUUUUAUCAUAUUUGCUAAAGCUGAACCAGUACCAUGGGGUGUCGCUCCUUCACGAUCAAUUGAUAGUCUGGAUAACAAUCUGGAGGGUAAGAGAAGGACGAGGCCACAUAAGAUUCGUGUUCAUCCUGUUUUCACUCGACAAGCUUCGAUAAAUUAAUCUUUAUCGAUGUCACACUUGAACAUAUCGAUGACAUUAUGAAGCUGAGCUUCUUCAUAAUAAAACUUAAAAAUAAAUUGUUUGUACCAAAAUUACACAUAAACUUGCAUUAAUAAGCGA
Tetranychus urticae (two-spotted spider mite) is the source of this 2767-nucleotide messenger RNA. Its product is annotated as sialin. Lineage: Eukaryota; Metazoa; Arthropoda; Arachnida; Trombidiformes; Tetranychidae. The record is from RefSeq and is a predicted model, not a curated record. Gene Ontology annotation, molecular function: transmembrane transporter activity. Gene Ontology annotation, biological process: transmembrane transport.